Messenger RNA from Jaculus jaculus (lesser Egyptian jerboa), 954 nucleotides. RefSeq names its product putative olfactory receptor 2W6. The coding region runs from base 1 to 954 and encodes 317 amino acids. Gene Ontology annotation, cellular component: membrane. Gene Ontology annotation, biological process: G protein-coupled receptor signaling pathway. The record is from RefSeq and is a predicted model, not a curated record. NCBI's taxonomy places the organism in Eukaryota, Metazoa, Chordata, Mammalia, Rodentia, Dipodidae. Gene Ontology annotation, molecular function: G protein-coupled receptor activity; olfactory receptor activity. The transcript has a single exon.
AUGGAGAGGAGCAAUGAAAGCUCUGGAAACUUCAUCCUGCUGGGGUUUUCUGACCGGCCCCGGCUGGAGAUGGCUCUUUUUGGUGUGAGCAUGAUCUUUUACUUUCUGGCUGUCACCGGCAACUCCACCAUCAUCUUCCUCUCCCUGAUGGACCCGCGCCUGCACACACCCAUGUACUUCUUCCUGAGCAACUUGUCCCUUCUAGACCUCUGCUACACAACCAGCAGUAUCCCCCAGUUGCUGGCCAACCUCUGGGGCCCACACAAGACCAUCAGUUUUGUGGGGUGUGUCAUCCAGCUCUUUGCCUUCUUGUCUGUGGGAGGCAUCGAGUGCAUUCUCCUCUCAGUCAUGGCCUAUGACCGCUUUGUGGCUGUCUGCAAGCCGCUGCACUACCUGAGCAUCAUGCACCCCCAGCUAUGCCUCCAGUUAGCAGCCUUUGCCUGGCUCAGUGGCAUUGCCAAUUCCAUCCUGAUGUCCCCGCUGACAAUGUCCCUGGGGAGGUGUGGUCACCGCCGCAUCAACCACUUUGUAUGCGAGAUGCCGGCCAUCAUCCGCAUCUCCUGCGUGGACACCAGCCGGGUGGAAGGGCUGGCUUUCUUCUUGGCCAUCCCCAUCGUCCUUGUGCCUCUCACGAUGAUUCUGGUCUCUUACGGCUACAUCGCGGCGGCAGUGCUGAGGAUCCAGUCCGCGGCAGGCCGGCGCAAGGCCUUCAACACCUGCUCCUCGCACAUGGUGGUGGUCUCCCUUUUCUAUAGCACCAUCAUCUACAUGUACAUGCAGCCUGGGAAUGUGGCAAGCCAGGACCAGGGCAAGUUUCUCACCCUCUUCUACUGCUUGGUGACUCCCACGCUGAACCCCUUCAUCUACACGCUAAGGAACAAAGAUGUGAAGGCAGCCGUGUGGAAGGCUCUGGGCAAGGAUCGCAGCCUCCCGGACGCUGGAGGGCACGGAUAG